Nothoprocta perdicaria is the source of this 1977-nucleotide messenger RNA. RefSeq names its product kinesin family member 25 (gene KIF25). Bases 1 to 1743 code for a protein of 580 amino acids. The record is from RefSeq and is a predicted model, not a curated record. Gene Ontology annotation, molecular function: microtubule binding; microtubule motor activity; ATP binding. Gene Ontology annotation, biological process: microtubule-based movement. The transcript is spliced from 15 exons. Lineage: Eukaryota; Metazoa; Chordata; Aves; Tinamiformes; Tinamidae.
AUGGAGGACAGGUAUUUACUCAAGAAGGCCCGGUGGGAUAUUGAAGGCUUGACUAAAGAAGAAAGAAUAGUUGCACUGGAGACCGAAAAUGCCCUUCUUCAUUUAAAGCUUGCCCAGUAUCAAGGGCUGUCUGGAAGAAGCACUAAUGAAGUUUUGCAGCUCUACUCUGCGCAUGGACAGCAGCAGACAUUGCAGAGAAACGCUGUUGUAACACAGCUUCACAGAGCAAUACAGAGGCUCAAGCAAGACCUGAGGAGCCUCCAUGCGUUUGCUCUUGAGCUUUCAAAAGACUUUCAGCAUCAGUGCAAGACUUAUCUUUACCAAGUUUUGACAGUGGUCCAAAGGAUACAGCUGCAAAAUGAAGCAAUGCAAAUGUUUCAGUUAAAAGCUUUUGAUCUUGAGCAGUCCCUACAAGAGGUAACGGAGAGAUAUGAAAAGGAAAAGCUGAAGAGGAGAGCUCUACAUAACAGUUUAGUUGAGUUAAGAGGAAAUAUCAGAAUCCACUGCCGGAUCCGUCCAUUGCUACCUUUUGAUACUGCUGCUGGACGUACAGUACCACAAGAUAGGCAAAGAAAUUUUAUGGAAAAAGUGGCAUAUGCAGCUGAUGAUGAAACUGUCCUUGUAAAAUGUAACCGUCCUGGUCACGCAUCAAUAAACAAGACUUUUCAGUUUGAGAGAGUUUACAAUGCUUCUGAAUCUCAAGACACAGUGUUUGCAGAUGUGGCCCCUUUGCUAACUUCUCUUCUGGAUGGGUACAAUGUGUGUAUCAUGGCUUAUGGGCAGACUGGAAGUGGGAAGACAUACACAAUGUUGGGACCACAGUCAGAGAAGAACCCUGCAUUCUCCAUAGAAGAUGAAUCGGAACUUGGAAUCAUUCCUCGAGCUACGCAGGAAGUGUUCAGGCUUAUUUCAGAAAAGCCACCAGGAAGUUACUGGGUUGAGGUUUCUGUUGUCGAAGUAUAUAAUAAUGAAAUUUUUGAUCUUCUGGCCAAAGACGGUUGUGGAAGAGUGUAUGGCAUCAAACGUGAUGUUGUCACAACCAGAGAAGGGAAGAGUGAUGUUCCAUUUCUUACAUAUGAAACUGUUGAGAAUGCAUCUGAAUUCUUGCAUCUAGUCAACAAGGGCCUGCAGUUAAGAGCCAGAAACCCAACGCUGGUGCACGCUCAUUCUUCUCGUUCUCAUCUGGUAGUUACAUUGACCAUAACCACAAUUGUAUCUGGAGAUAACUUUGSUAUUUCAUGGGAAGAUGAACUAACCAGUCAGAAGCUAAAUAAAGAGGUUUCCUGCGCUGUUCCACAGAAAAUGAGAGAAAAUAAAUCCACCUUUUCUUCCAGAGCCUCUUCACCAGCCUCUUCAGAAACAACUGAAAAAGUGAAGCAAWUCAAAACUAGACUGCAGCUGGUGGACCUCGCUGGUAGUGAGUGUGUCGGGAUGUCUGGAGCGACAGGCGCAGCGCUGAGGGAGACGUCGUUCAUCAACCGCAGCCUGUGCGCGCUGGCCGACGUCCUCGGAGCCAUCGCAGAGCAGCGGCCCCACGUGCCCUACCGCAACAGCAAGCUUACCCACCUGCUCCAGGACGCCCUCGGAGGUGAUGCCAAGUUGCUGGUGAUGCUGUGCAUCUCUCCCGGUCAGAAGUACUUAGCAGAAUCCAUGCAGUCUUUGGGAUUUGGAACUCGUGCUCGGCAAGUUCAGAGAGGACAAGUCAAGAAAAAAAAUCUCCCAGUACCGAGUAAAGCAAAAUAAAACCCAAGACUCCUGUGGAUUAAAGUAUUAUUAAUGAGUUCCUCAGACUGAAAUGUAUACUGUUGUCCUAAAGGCAUUCUUGUAGAUACCAACAGCCAGAUAAAAUAAACAUUCCUCAAUAUGGCSUUAGCAAGCCAUAAGCCUGCUGCUAAUGUUCUUGCUCCAGGCAUAGCAAGUAUUGACCACAGCUACCAGCCAUGAUGGAAUGGCACAGAAAUUGAUCAGGCUUUAAAA